AUGGUGUCCCAGAGCAUUUCGAGUCAUGAAGGUCACAUUGUGCUGGAUGUCAUCUUACAACUUCUAUCUUCGCUAACUCUCUCCACGAAUGACGCGCAUAAUCUGAUUCAAGUCAUCGUCGAUAGCACUGAUCUAGGGAAAUCUGACCUGUCCAUGUCGUCUGCCACCGCCUUUCCCACCACACAGACACAGCUGUCUUCCAGUAGCCCCUCGCUUGCAAUCACCUCUCGUACCAUGCAGGCACUUUUACCGAUCCCUUCUGCUACUCCAACUCCACCCUCAGCCCCUCCUGCUGUGAAGACUCUUCCUUCUGCUACUCCGGCUCUACUACCAACCCCUUCCACUACUCCAACUCUGCCCUAUGCCACACCAGCCAUGAAACUACUUCCCACCCCCCCCCCCCAAAUCACACAGUGGUUACCCGACCUCCCAAUGACCUGUAUCACAGUCAAUGGGGAGGAAAGGUUCCAGCAUCAUUAUGAGGGUUUCAGCUUCGAUGUUCCACACAAGGAAGCUGGUGGCCCGUUCUACCUCGUGACCCGUGGUCGCCGGGUUGGCGUGUUUAGUACAUGGACAUGCACCUCUCCUCAUGUCCUCGGUGGAGUUCAUUGCACGAACUUGCAGCACCAUUCUGUGUGCUAUCUGCAGCUAUCCCUAUAUGAGGCGCAGCUUUCCCGCACAAUGCGCACCAUGCGCGCACCAUUCCCGCGCUUCGCGAUGUAUAUAUGCGUGUGCGUUCCCGCACUUGAUCGCCCUAUAGCGCCAGCCUUCCAGAAGCAUCCAUCCACUGUCCACCAAGCUCUCUAG
This is a messenger RNA of Suillus plorans, 807 nucleotides long. RefSeq lists its product as uncharacterized. The transcript is spliced from 4 exons. The record is from RefSeq and is a predicted model, not a curated record. NCBI's taxonomy places the organism in Eukaryota, Fungi, Basidiomycota, Agaricomycetes, Boletales, Suillaceae. Bases 1 to 807 code for a protein of 268 amino acids.